UUCAGGGCCACCGUACCAAAGCGCCGUUGUCGUGUAAACGAAUGGCCAAACCGCAUUCAACGUUUUCUGUUUUUUGUUGAAAACCUUGUCGUGUAAACAUCCCUUUCGGUAGGCUAUAUUUAAUAGUAAUUAGCACUACAGUAGUUAUUGGUUUGUGAAAAUGUCUCAAUUAAACACACUGAAACUAUUCGUCAACGAACGAUUAGCUGCUGCAGCAGAAGAGAUAUUUGGAAUGAUGGAGAAAACUUUUACCGAGCAUCACGUGGAAAUUUCCCGUUUAUCUAAGGAGCUCGACUAUCAACGCAGAAUACUGGAUAUUGCCCUCAAACCCCAGUUAAAGUUGCAUAGAACCGACCACCAGCAUAAGUGUAGCGUCAAUUCUCCUGAAAAGGAGAUUUCCCCAGAACAGCAGCAUGGUGAAUUGAAGUGGUGCUUCAGUUCAGUGAAGGAGGAACCAAAGGCCCCACAAGUAAAAGAAGAAAACGAGGAAGUUCUAAUCAGUCCAGGAAAACAUAAUCAAGGGCUGGAGGUUGACACUCAGGAGUUCAUAUUGAGUCAAACGUCUGUGAGAAGUGAGGACCAAAUUACACCCCCAUGCAGAACUCUGGAGAAAAGUGAAGAAGAUCUGCCUGGCACACCAACCAACCAAACUAAAACAGAGCUUGCAUGCAAGCUGGAUUCCAUAAAGUUGUUGCAGUCAAAACCACACACUGCUCCUUAUACAUGUAAGAUUUGUGAAAAGGCUUUUCAUUAUAAAGGUAACUUGGUCAGACAUGUCCAAUUGCAUGCCAAUGAUGCAAAAUGUAUUUGUGGUGUUUGCGGUGAAUCCUUCCUACAGAGCUCUGAAUUGAAAUCCCACAUACAAUUCCACAAUACUUUACAGUACAGACUUGAUGGCAAACCACAUUUCUGUAAAGUUUGUGGUAGAGGAUUUAAUAAAAGGGGAUGUUUGAAUGUGCACAUGAGGAGCCACAUGGGAGGGAAAUCAUUUUCCUGUCAUGUGUGUGGUAAAGGAUUUGCCUCCAGAGGAAACUUGGCAGAACAUGUUAGGACCCAUACUGGGGGAAAAAUGUAUAACUGUAAUGAUUGUAACAAGAGGUUUACGAAGUGUACACACAGAGUGAAACUAUAUUGCUGUCAUAUGUGUGGAAAAGAGGUCUAUACCAGUGAGGACUUGAAAAAGCACAUGGUAAUCCACAUUGGUGAAAAGCCAUAUUCUUGUCAGGUUUGUGGUAAAGGAGUCAGUUCCAGCACAAACCUGGACAAACACAUGAAAAUCCACACAAGAAAAUGAAUUUUACUCAGAAGGGGUGCAGGUCCUAGUAUGAUUUAGAAGGAAAUAAAAACAUUGCAGUGGAAUAAUGUGCCCAAUGUUGUAUGUUUAUGUCCUUUUUCCAACAAGAGAAAAGGAGUAAAUUAAUUUGCUUUUAAUUACAAUUCCAGUUCAUUUAUCCCCAUGAAGUACUUUGUUUACAUGUGACAAAUACCCCCAAAUUUGUUUUCAGGAACAUUUUAUACCAGCCAAUCAAUGUUAUCUAGGUCACAACAGGCACACAUUUAAAAGUUAGGGUAAGAGUAGUUAAGUAAUUAAUUGUGGUCUAGUAAAGAGGCCUGUGUUGUUUUAGUAGCAUUUUUAGGUCUGAGGAAUAAUGUUCACUGGUAUUCAGUGUAGGUCUGAAUGUUAAAUCCAGAGGGUUUGUUUUUGCACCUUACUGAGGUCUGCCAUUCUGCCUUAAAUCUUAAAAUGGGAGCAUUGUAUUGUCUGUAAGUUUUGAGUCACAUCUUUUUUUUUUUACUUUGAUGUAACUGAUAUGACAGAUUUUAAGAUGAUGUUUCACUAGUAAAUAGAACUAUAGCUUUACAUGCAGGAUGUUAUAUUUACAAUGUGUUUAAAUGUGGCAUGCUUUGUCAAUUCAGUAAAUACAUUCCCAUGUUACUGUGUCUAUCAGGGUUUU
Osmerus eperlanus (European smelt) is the source of this 1955-nucleotide messenger RNA. Its product is annotated as zinc finger protein 235-like. The record is from RefSeq and is a predicted model, not a curated record. Gene Ontology annotation, molecular function: sequence-specific DNA binding; DNA-binding transcription factor activity, RNA polymerase II-specific. Lineage: Eukaryota; Metazoa; Chordata; Actinopteri; Osmeriformes; Osmeridae. The transcript has 2 exons. Gene Ontology annotation, biological process: regulation of transcription by RNA polymerase II. Bases 161 to 1294 code for a protein of 377 amino acids. Gene Ontology annotation, cellular component: nucleus.